AUGGAUUCUACUCACUCAUCUUCGCUCUCCCCAGACAAUCCGUCUAAUCUCACGGAAAGUCAGCACAGCUCCGCCACAAGUGUGUCGACUCAACCGAAAAUUGAGGUCUCAGUCUGGUUCAGCGUGUUCAUUGGUAACCCUGAUUCAACAGGUCCUCGGUUCGAACAUGCGCGGUUCGAUGGAAAAAUCCCCAAGAAGUUGUUUGUCUUUCAGCGCAGCUUUGUUGGCACCGAUCGGGAGGGGCAAGAUUUUCGCGAACAACUAUCCAUUCUUCAUGCGAUCGUAUCGCUGUCGCUGACCUUUGCCGAUGAAAUGUUCGACUGCGUCCAAGAGGGAUGUAUUGUCUGCAAGUCAGGCCCUGUCAGCGCCCUCAUCCAUCGCCCUUUGUGCGUCACUGAAACUGGCUACCACCAGUUAUUCGAUUUCCAGGAGACUUACAGGCUCAUGUCGACAAUUGCCUCUCACACAGAGUCUAUAAAGCAGACAGGUCAGAUAAGCUGGAGCAUCGGCAGCUUCAUGAGUGACAGGCCAUAUGUCUGCUCACUUGCGCUACCUGUGUGCACGACUGACGGCGAGUGCUUUCGAAUUGCAACUGAGAGAGCCCAGGACUACAUUGAGGGAAUAAUUGAUGGAGAUGUACUGCCACAGCCAUUCAACUGUGCUAAAAUUGACAAGAUCACUGAAGCCGAAAAGCGGGGAGCACAUGGUCCCAGCACUCAUUCCAGCAACAAUGCAAUUGCCGAACACGACAACGAUUUCCAAUUGAAUUCAGCUGAUUUGUCAGUACCCGACAGUCCUCUCAAAGAAGGGCUUUACAAUAUCGGGACGACGAUGUUUGUCGGAACACCAAGUCUCCAGGUAAAGCACGCGCUUCCUCAAGGAGAACUUAGCUGCUUGGUACUGUCUACAACUUUCCCUCGGUCGGUAAUGCCGGAGAGAUCGAAAAACCAAGCAGAUGCCGCGAUUGAUUACUGCCGCGUUUCCGGAUAUUACGAGCAAGAUAUCCUUCAUCAUCUUGACCUUCGUUGCGCGGUAUGUCCCAACCCAGUAGCUGCUAGCACUCUGGUACACUUCCCGAUUGCAUUCCCUCGGACCCAUGGAGGCUGUCUUGAAGAUGGCUCGGUGCGAAAACUAAUCAUGGAACUUUGUCGCUUUGUCAACGGCACAUGGAAUUACCCGGAAAUGAACGCCGCCUUAGGCUUUGGUAAUGAUGCUCAUAUCUUCGAACUUGUGGUCCCCAUUUGCGAAACAAAAAGUAUCUGUGAGAAAGUUGCAAGGAUCUCUGCCCGAGAGUUUCUUAGAUUACUGACACCAUCUGGAACAUCUCUCCCGUUUCCCGGUCUAGAACCCGAUACCAAUCUCGCCGCCGUCCAUGCUAUGUUUCGAAGCUUCUCCGAAGAAGAGCCAGAGCCUGCGGAGUGCCUAGUAGAGAAGAUUGCACCGGAGUGUCUCAUAUCUGAAGAUGAACCCGAACGCAAAGACAGCCCGAAAGAUAGCACUUUGAGUGUGAGUAGUUUACGGCUUUGGUUCGAAAAUUGCCACAUGGAUCAGGAAGUCAGCCGUGAAUCCUUGAGUGAGAAGGCGCAAAAGGAAGAGGAUCAAGACCAGGUCGAAGUUGAGAAACCUGAGACCGAUGACUCUGUUGUUUGGGUUUUUGAUCUGGUGGAUCCCUCGCACCCAUUUGACGAGAACGAGGGGAACCCGGAAGCAAAGAUCACGGAUCCAGUGAUCGAGGAUUACCAAACCAAGGAGAUGUUUCAAACCUUACUGACCUGGGACUUCUGGUUGCUAUAUGAGGCUAUUACCAGUCAGGCUACCUUCGAUGGCACCGACUUCUCGGAGAACAAGGAAGCAAAGGAUGGAUACAAACACGGAGAUGGAGACGAUAAAGACAAUAUUACGGGCACUUAUGGCGGGUACAAAGGUUACGAUGGUACUGACGACGCUGACGAUGCGGCUGGUGAUACGGCUGAUGAUGCGGUUAGUGAUGCAGUUGGUGAUGAGCCUCGUGAUAACGCUGCCUUCAGUGCGGCUUUUACUGCUGGGUUUACUGCAGCAUAUCAUGCUUUCUACAACAAUGAUGGUUUGGACAAUGGCCGCGACAGUGACUCUGAGGAAGGUUCCGACGAGGGCUGUAACAACGAUUAUGACGUUGGUCACGAAGAAGGGGAAGAUACUGGAUACGACGACGGGUACGAAGAUGGAUUUAAGGAAGGACGCAAGGAAAAAGACAACAUAGAGGAUGAUGAAAGGGAGGACGAAGGGGCCGACGAAAAGGUCGCCAAUGGGGACAGUGCGUAUGAGAAAGGAUACGAUGAGGGUUAUGGAAAAGGUUAUGAUAAGGGAUGGGAUCAAGGCCAUGCGGAUGGUGUCUCUGGAGACGGAAGCAAAAGCAAGACGUGA
Messenger RNA from Aspergillus affinis, 2403 nucleotides. RefSeq lists its product as uncharacterized. NCBI's taxonomy places the organism in Eukaryota, Fungi, Ascomycota, Eurotiomycetes, Eurotiales, Aspergillaceae. The record is from RefSeq and is a predicted model, not a curated record. The coding region runs from base 1 to 2403 and encodes 800 amino acids. The transcript has a single exon.